Messenger RNA from Pomacea canaliculata, 4133 nucleotides. RefSeq names its product integrator complex subunit 8-like. NCBI's taxonomy places the organism in Eukaryota, Metazoa, Mollusca, Gastropoda, Architaenioglossa, Ampullariidae. The transcript is spliced from 27 exons. Gene Ontology annotation, molecular function: protein binding. Gene Ontology annotation, cellular component: integrator complex. Gene Ontology annotation, biological process: snRNA 3'-end processing. The coding region runs from base 166 to 3237 and encodes 1023 amino acids. The record is from RefSeq and is a predicted model, not a curated record.
AUGUUGAAUAUAUAAGAAUAUUCGCCAUAUAAGGCAUUAACCCGUUAAUCCUAAUUCGACCGUGUUACCUUUUGUUGAGCAUGGUUUUAAACAAAAUCAUUUCAACAAAGCACAUUAUGCACUUUUAGCCCUAAGUGAAAUGGAAAAACAGCAUCGAUUCAAAACAUGACAGAAAUUCAAAUGCCGAGAAGCCCAGGCACCGGCUUGGGGCCAAACAUGCUUCCUCCCGUCUCAUGGUUUGAAUUUGUUCUUAAUGAAAAUCUUCUGGAAGAACAUCUCUCUAAGGAUAAUCCAGAACCAGCAGCGGUGCAACUCAUCAUCCAGUUCAUGCAACAGGCAGAAGUUGAAAUGCUGGCCUUGAUCCAAAAUACUCGGGAACAGAAUGCAGCAGCUGCACAAGCCCAAGCACAUCUUCUUCCACCUUCAGAAGUCAAAACAGAGAAUAAUGAACUGGUAGUGGAGGAGAGCCGAAAAGUGAAAGCACUACGAACGCUGGCACUCCGGGUGGCCUGCUAUUUACACUGGGACUUAUCUACCAUGGAAAAAAGUGUACCGACACCAAUAAUACAAGCCCUUUUGAUUGAGCUAUUAAAAAUAGCUGCUCCAGAUUUGAUUGACAACAUUCAUUCUCCAGAUCUCGAGGACACCAGCAUGUCUGAUAGUGCUCUGUUUGCAGUUCACCUAUUCCAUCGAUGGUGCAUUCGGAGCAUCGUUCGAGAUGGGUUUUUUUUGAGACCUCCAAAACAUAGUUUUAUUCCACCGCCAGGCCAAGUUGACCCAAAUGCACUUAUGAUGGCUGCUACAGAGACAAUUAUCAGAAAGUUCAAAGAGCAGCUUCCAUCAUCAAUCAGUUUUCUUGAAAAGUGCUGCCAGGAUCAAAUCAGCGUGAAGAUGGCCACACCUGCUAGCUUCCUUGUUCCCAAUGAAAAUGUCAGUGCCAGUACAGAUUGGCAGCAAGUUGUCCUGGUUUCAGCUGAUGAAGUUAUAUGUCAGAUUGCCUUUGACCUGGGUUCACUUUAUUUCUACCAAGGAGAAUACCGAAAAGCAUUUGAAAAAUUCCGAACAUGUAAACAAUUAUUAACUAAGUUUACUGAGCCUGUGUAUUGCAACAUUUGCAAAGAAAGAUUGAGAGGAUACCUUACCAGCUGCAGUAGUCUCCUUGGGGUCACCCUAGAUAGCCAGGCCAACAGUUUGUUUGAGAAGUCAGAGGCAAGCAAGAAGAAACAAUACCAGGGCAUUGUGAGCAUUCUUUUGGAGGAUAAUCUGAAACAAGAGCUGAGCAUGGCUUAUCGUAACAGUAUACAAGAGGAGGUUGCUCGACAAGGGCAAAGCCAGCUACACAUUCAGGUUUGUCUCUGCAACAUUGUGCGAACUGUACUUGAAGGCAAAGCAGUGGUUACACCAGUGGUUGAAGCACUUAGCUCUGCUGAUGAAGAGAUACUUAGUUUUCUUGUUCAGAUUGUUAGUGAGAUGAUGAAAGGUUCAUCAAUUACUCAGAGGUCAAACCUCAAAUGUUUUUUAUGGCAUCUCGUACAGAUUCUACCUCCAGACAGUGCUCUGCCACAUCUUCUAGUGAACAGUGAUGUAGCAGCAUUCUUCAGUGAUGCUGAGGUGUCAGAGAUGGCUUUGGAGGAUGUUGACUCCGACCAGCUCUAUUUGCAGGACCUGGGCACAGAUGUAGCAGCAAUUCUCAGCUGUACUUCCACUCGAGAGUCCUCAUACAAUGUUAGCGAUGUUGAGGGACAGCUGUUGACUGUGUAUGAACCAUCCAUAAUCCAUGACCUUCUCACUGACCUGUAUGAGAACCGUGGUCUUCACCCUUCACAGAUUAUAGCUCUGAAUGAGAGGUGGAAGGUUCCAAUGGAGAUAAAACAGGUUUUGGAUUACCUGCCUACAGCAGAAGAGUUCAAGCAAGCCUAUGUUUAUGUGCUGAUUGCCAAAGCAAAACAUUGCAUGGAACUGAGGAUCUUUGACCGAGCCCGUCAGCUGCUGAGUGAGGCUGAUUCAGUGGUGGCAGAUCUUUCUUAUGUGCUAUCUAAGCAUGUGAGGUGGCAGAUGCUGCUGGCUGACCUCCAACAGUAUUUCCUGAAUGAGACAGUUGCUGAGUCCUCAAGUGUUCAAGAUCUGGUUAAAAAAACCAAAACCUGUCUGACUUCAAUACGUCUAGGUCAAGAUAUCCAACCUAGCAUGGAGGUGCUGGAAUAUUGUACAGCUUUCCUGCUGAAUAUUCGUGACUGGGAUUAUUUGUCAAAUAUGGAAAAUACAGCAAAUGGAUAUAUAGAGAUGAGUCGACUUAUAGCAUGUGCUUGUAAGGAGAUUUCACAGAUCAAAAAUGCCCGCAAACCAGCCAGGGAAAUGUGGGAAGUUUUGUUGACCGUGUACAAGAACAGUGCUCAGACAAAACGCACCACCACAGGACGAGAAGGGGCCUCUACUCGGGAGUCUCAGAUUGGCAUGCGAGAAAGUGCUUCAAAUCGAGAUUCCCAGAUUGGGGUUCUUCAAAAAAAUCAGUUUUUGGCUUUUAUAAAAAAUAUAAAGGAAGUAACUGUAUUGACUUUGCUCAUGUCUGCCUUUGCAAAGCUGUUUGCAACACUGAAGGAUAAUGUUACAAGUGAGAUCAACACGGAAUACAUACAAUUAUGGCCUACAGCUGUUAACGGCAUGAAUCUCAUGAAUGUGCAAGCAGUGGAAGAUACAUUAAAGACAUUGAUGACUCAUGCUUUGACAGUAAAUCCUUCAAACUCUUCAUGGCUGCGUACACAAGCUGACAUUGCCUUUGCUGAAGGGCAAUUUUCAACAGCGAUCAAAUUUUACCUAGAGGCUGGUGUUGUAGCAACAGAUUUCUUCUCUACACCUGUUCCACGUAGUCUGUAUGAUGAUCAGGUGUACAGACGAAUGAUCAAGUGUUGUGGAUACCUUCAGUGCCACACCCAGGUGGCUGUGCUAUGCCAGUUUCUGGAUGAGACGGACUACAGCGCAGCUUUUAAAGCAUUGCAAGAGCGUAACACGCACGAUGCUAUGGAUGCCUACUACUCCUGCAUAUGGGAUAUAACCAUUCUAGAGUUCUUAGUCCACCUACAUACAAAACGAGGAGAGACAGAUAAACGCCAGUGUGCACAACGAGCGCUAAGUCAGAUGGACCUAAACAGUAAUAAUCCUGAGGAAAUACAGCGCCGUGCUACCCAUGUCCGCAAAACCAAGUUUCUCAGAGCCUUGGCAAAGCAAUAUGUGAUCUAGAGAUGUUUCCACCAAUCCUUUGAUUUUCACCUCAUGCCUUCUCCUGUGCAGUCUGCAAGUGAGAACACACCAUGUAGUAAAUGUGUUGACAUUGUUGUCAUUUUUGGUAGUUAUGAUUAGAAUAUUUACUCUACAUUUUUAAUGGCUGGGUGAAGUGCAAGAUACUAUUUCACAUACCUCCAUCCACUCUUGAGAUAAAAGCCUACAAACAUCCUACACAGAAAGAGGUCAACAACACAGACAUCAAGAUUGUACAAGGAUAGGUUUGAAUUAUAAAGGCCACAGUCAAUGAGAGAGCUUGACCCAUAUGUUAAUUAGGCUUAUCUAUUUACGAAUGUGACAUGAUUUUUGGUCUCUUUUUGUGCAUGGCGAUGUCUAUCAGUAUGUACCUUCAGAACAAAAGAGGGUUAUUCACCGGGUUUGGGGAAAUAGUAUUUUGUGGUGAGCUUUACUCUGUCAUCCAAAAAAUUCAAAAAAUAUCGAAACAAAAAACUGCAUCCUGCUAGACAUUUAAAGCUCCUCUUUUAAUCUGAUGGGCUACAUCACAAUAGGGCAACAAGUCAUACUGUUGAGAUGAUUAAUUAGAAGAAAGCAGUAUUUUGCCUUACUCUUUUUUUUGUAAUUGUGUAUUUGGUAAGAAAGCAGAAUGUCAGACAAAUGAGACAAUCACAAGCAUUUUUACCACAGAUCACACAUUUAAUUACAGGGACUGUACAAUAUGCCAGCAAAUAUAUUCUUGUCAUGCAUGCAUCUGUGAGUAUAGGUCUGAAUAUGUAUACGUGUGUGUAUAUAUGUAUAUAAUGUAUAUACAAGGGUCAGAAAAAAGAGGAUUGAACUUUGAAAUAAUUGAUGUUGAGUUAUGAUAACAGUUGUGUAAUAAAUAAGUUUACCUGUGA